Messenger RNA from Spodoptera exigua (beet armyworm), 1104 nucleotides. The record is from the annotation of a GenBank genome assembly. Lineage: Eukaryota; Metazoa; Arthropoda; Insecta; Lepidoptera; Noctuidae.
AUGGCGUCAGUAAGAGUGAUAGUGUGUGUGGCUUUUAUAAGCGUGGCUGUGUGCGCUUCGCCUAGAUUUAUAACUAAAAACAAUGCUUUUUCCUUCCCAUUUGUAAGUCGGGAUGAGUGGGGGGCUGAAAUCUCUUCGGAUGCGAGGCCUUUGAACCAUCCUGUGCCUUUUGUGGUUCUCCAUCACACGUACAUACCAGGAGCUUGCUUCGAUAAGGAAGAUUGCUCAGCAAAAAUGCGCUCUAUGCAGAGGUACCACAAGAGCCUGAAUUGGGGCGAUAUUGGAUACAAGUCGGCAAACGAGCAGACGGAUUACCUGAUGUGUUCUACGAGUGUUGCCUACACAAGGCAUGCUCUGUUUUUCCCCGGAGAACGCAACACAACUGAAGCCGAAGCAGCGGUGGAACUGGGAAGCCGUCUCCUCUUUCUGCGAAGCAGUGAUGCUCGCAAAAGAGGGGGCGGAGCGCGUGAGGGAACUAUCCUAACGCCCCAGCCGGCUAUAUUCCGGGCGUCGGGGGAGAGACGAUCUCCGGGCACCGUGAGCGCGGGUCUGCGGACGGCGAAAUCAAACAUCAUUAUACCGGGCAAUUUUGAACGUCAAACGACGCUUAAACAUAAAAGUGUCAGUCCGUCGGUCAGUCCUCUUAGUGAAGCUAUUUGCUUCAUUGACGAGGAUUUUUUUAUGUACAACAUCAUCAUCAUCGUCAGCCCAUAUGUGCCCACUGCUGAGCAAAGGCCUCUUCUCACUCGGAGAAGUUUCUGCAUAGGCAGCGACGGAAACGCUUACGAAGGCCGGGGCUUUGACAACGUGGGCAUCCACGCUACUGUUGCCAACCGACAUAGCAUCGGCAUCUGUGUUAUUGGAGACUGGAGAGUUGAAACUCCACCAGCAGAAACGUUGGCGACGACGAAGGCUCUCAUCGCUGAAGGAGUCAAACUGGGAAAGAUCAGUCCAGAGUACAAACUGAUUGGUCACAACCAAGUCAGCGCGACCGAAUGUCCAGGAACUGCGUUCUACAAAGAAUUCUCUACCUGGGACCAUUAUUCACCAGGAAAUCCCGACUUCAGUGGAUUGUCUGCACCAGUAGCGGCUGCCAAAGAAUAA